This is a messenger RNA of Apis dorsata (giant honeybee), 1830 nucleotides long. RefSeq names its product E3 ubiquitin-protein ligase RMND5A (gene Sou). The record is from RefSeq and is a predicted model, not a curated record. The transcript has 7 exons. Gene Ontology annotation, biological process: proteasome-mediated ubiquitin-dependent protein catabolic process. The coding region runs from base 111 to 1289 and encodes 392 amino acids. Lineage: Eukaryota; Metazoa; Arthropoda; Insecta; Hymenoptera; Apidae. Gene Ontology annotation, molecular function: ubiquitin protein ligase activity; protein binding. Gene Ontology annotation, cellular component: cytoplasm; GID complex; nucleus.
UUGGAUUCUAAUCUUAUUCAUAUAUUUGUGUAUGCGCACGAAGUAUACAUCUACAUGUGCAUAAAGCAAAAGUGACAAGUAGUGACGCGCUAUCACCAAGAAAAACAAUAAUGGAGGCGUGUAAUGUCGUUGAACGUGAAGUUGACAAGAUUUUAUUAAAAUUUGGAGUCGUAAACGAACAUGCAGAGACAGUACUGCAAGAUCUCAUAAAUCAUGUCGAAUCUUUAAAAAAGGAAUUUGCAGAAGCACCAUCCAAUCAUGAAUUAACGCCAGGUCAAAUACAAAUAUUAAAAGAAACAAUGAAAAAGAUAUGUGAAACUGUGCAUCGUUUAACCACUGAACAUAGAGAGUUACAUGGUUCUGUUUCUAAAGUUGGAAAAGCAAUUGAUAGAAAUUUCACUGCAGAUUUUGCAAGUACAAGUAGAGAAGAUGUCUUUUCAGGUCCUGAAAAAUCACAUCUUUUAAAUCAAGUCAUUUGUCAACAUUUUUAUCGUCAUGGUAUGUUAGAUAUUGCAGCAGAAUUAGCAGCGGAAGCUGGAAUUAAAACAGAUGAAGGUACAAAGGAGCCAUUUACAGAAUUAAAUUAUAUAUUGGAUUGUUUAAAACAAAGAAAUUUGGAACCAGCUCUUGAUUGGGCAAAAAAACAUAGAGAGGCACUUUUAGCACAAAAUUCAUCUCUUGAGUUCAAACUGCAUAGGUUGCAUUUCAUAAGAUUAAUUCAACAAGGACCUAGUAAACAAACAGAAGCAAUAACUUAUGCCCGUCAAAAUCUUACACAAUAUGUUGAACGUCAUGGGAAAGAAGUACAAGCUUUAAUGGGCACGCUACUUUAUUUACCAAAUGGAAUACAAUCCUCCCCUUAUAGUCAUUUAUUAGAUCCCACUUUGUGGUUAGAUAUUCAUGAUGUAUUUACAAGGGAGGCUUGCACAUUAUUUGGCUUAAGUGUAGAUAGUCCUCUUUCAGUAUGUAUCAAUGCUGGUUGUACCGCAUUACCAACACUUCUGAAUAUUAAGCAAGUUAUGCAACAAAGACAAGUAAAUACUGUUUGGAAUGGAAAAGAUGAGUUACCUAUUGAAAUAGACCUUGGUAAAGAAGGUCGUUAUCAUUCUGUCUUUGCAUGCCCAAUUUUAAGGCAACAAAGUACAGAGAAUAAUCCACCAAUGAAAUUAGUCUGUGGACAUGUUAUUUCAAGAGACGCGUUAAACAAACUUACGAAUGCAAAUAAAUUAAAAUGUCCAUACUGUCCAGUAGAACAAAAUCCAGAAGAUGCUAGACUUAUAUAUUUUUAGAUUACUGUGAUAUAACAAAAUGAACGAUCUGUAUAACUCUUAAGCUAAUGGAAAAGAUAUAUAUAUAUAUACUUGGAUCGAUUUAUCGUAUACCGCGAACAUUGAUGGUAAUUGUUGUUUUUUAUUUUGCCUAGUGCACUAAUGUUUAAUUUGUGUCAAAGCAUUAGGAUACAGUUGUAUCGUUUUAUCGUCGGAGAAUAACACAUUUUUGAUAAUUAUUUUGGUGACGACAAACGAUAUUUUAAUAUCUUUCGAAAAGUAAAUAUAUCAACGUAAUUGUGUAAAAAUUAAAAUUCAAUUGUGAUUGUUUAAAAAAAAUAUAAAUAUAAAUAAAUAAAUAUAUAUUUAUAUAUUUAUUUAUUUAUUUAUUUAUUUAUGUUUAUGUUAUAUAUUUUCACGUAUGCGCAAAUACGAUAGUAUGAUUAAAAUAGUAUUAAGUAAGACAUUUUUGUAUAUACUGCUGUUGAAUGUUAAUUAUUAAUUAAAGUUGUUUGUAAUAAUAACUAUUAAUAAGAUGAUAUGUGAGUUACGUACAAAAAAA